AUGCUGGCCCCUAGAACGCUCACGCUGCUAGCCUUGGGCUUCGGAGCCAGACUUGCUUCAGCAUGGGAUCAAGCUCCCGCCCUCGCCGGCAAAGGCGCGCCCAUCUCCGACUCGGACCGCCUCUACACAGGCGAUCAGUCGUCCAACACCAUCACUGUUAUCAAGCCGACCACGGGCGAGGUGCUGGGCACCAUCAGCCUAGGCGACAGCCGUCUAACCAACGACCUGAACCCGCAAUACAUCAAGGCCGUCAACUCGCACGGGCUCGGCUUCUCUCCUAACGGCAAGCUCAUCGUCUCACUGGCCAUCACAAGCAACACCGUGACGGUUUUCCGGACCGAGGACAACUCAAUUGCCUCGCAGACGUUUGUGGACCGCAGCUCCCACGAGGCCUUUUUCGAGAGCGAUAACCGACACGUCUGGGUUGGCACACGGGGAGUCGACCGCAUUGACAUCGUCGACGGACUCAAGGGCGGCGUAGUGGGCUAUGUGGAAUCCUACGGCGGCCCAAGCAAGGUUGUCUUCAGCCCGGAUGGCAAGACAGCAUAUGCAAACCACGUGCGGUCCCCGUCACUGUCUGUCAUUGAUGUGGCCAAGCGCCGGGUCAUUGCCAACAUCACCGGCCUGGGCGACGUCUUUUCGUCCGACAUGAUGAUCUCGCCAGACGGGCAGCGGCUUUGGGCAGCGCAUAAGAUGGUGGGUAAAGUGUCCAUCAUCGAUCUCGUCCAUCGCAAAGUCAUCGGCGUCCUGGAGACGGGGGCCGAGACCAACCACGCCAACUUUGCGGUCCUCAACGGCACCAUGCACGGGUUCAUAACCGUGGCGUCGCUCAACGAGACGAGAAUGUAUUCACAGCCGCACGCCAACCAGAUGCCCGUCUACUUGGGCGCCAUCCCUGCCAGCGGCGUCGAACCUCACGGUCUGUGGCCCAGCGCGGACAACACCUACUUGUACGUCGUCAACGAGCACUCGGACACGGUCGACUUUAUCAACUUGACCGUCAACCCCCCCAAGAUCGAAAAGACCAUAAACGUCGCCCAGGAAGGCCAGUCCAUCAUCUACGUGUCAGGCGCCGUGUCGGCAGCCAGUAACGGCACGCAGAACCUGGGCAAGCAAGGCCUUUUCAACAAGCCUGCGCUGAAUAAGAUCCUGACCGAAUCCCAGCCUCAUUCUUCUGGAAAGCUGCCGCCCUCAUGCCUCGUCACGGUGCGGCCAGAGAUUGGACUGGACAUGUUCCAGGUGAUUGGACGGAACCUCGCGUUCAACACAACCUACACCGUUUCGGCCAAGGUCUCUGACAGGCUGAUUCCGCUGGUGGACUUCAACGCGACGGCACCAAUGGGGGAUGGAUGCGGGACGGCGCCGCAGGUAUUGUCAUUUUUCAAGUUCAUCGGCGUCUAUGAUGUUGACGACUUGGUGUUGACGUCCAAACCAAAUGCUUCUUAG
Molecule: messenger RNA, 1446 nt
Organism: Trichoderma virens Gv29-8
Lineage: Eukaryota; Fungi; Ascomycota; Sordariomycetes; Hypocreales; Hypocreaceae
Exons: 1
Coding region: 1-1446 (481 amino acids)
Molecular function (GO): protein binding
Source: RefSeq, a predicted model, not a curated record